UCAACCAGGCAACAAGUGUUUGCGAGUGCCAGUGUCACAUCCUUGCCGUAUCCCAGUCAGCAGUUGAGGGAAAACCUUUCCAAAGAUGGGUAUCGCCUUAAUGUUCCUGCUGGCCCUCUACCAGAUGCAGUCGGCCAUCCACAGUGAGAUCAUUGAGACUCCGUUUGCAGUUGGCGGGAACUCCUUGUUGGAGUCCCCGGAUAUCGCGUCCGAGAUCCUGGAUCAGGUCCCCCAGCAGGAUAACGAACUAUUGGAACCAGAGAAGGCCCAACUGGAGUUUAAUCACCCCAUUUCGGUUAUUGGGGUGGAUUAUGGCAAAAAUGCUGUUAUCCUCAGGUUCCAGAAGCACGGUCGCAAGCCGCGCUACAAGUACGACCCGGAACUGGAGGCCAAGCGGAGGACCCUACAGGACAAUUUCAUGCACUUCGGCAAGCGGCAAGUUGAGGAACUCCCGCUUGAAGAUGAUCCGGACAUGGAUGCAGUAAAGCGUUCGGGCAUCUCACAGCAGGAUCUCAUGCGAUAUGGUAGGGAUCCAAAGCAGGACUUUAUGCGAUUCGGACGAGAUCCCAAGCAGGAUUUUAUGAGGUUUGGAAGAGCCCCGUCCGAUUUCAUGAGGUUUGGGAGGACACCACUAGAGAAUUUCAUGAGAUUGGGGCGCUCUGACAACUUCAUGAGGUUUGGACGCAGUCCUCACGAGGAGUUCCGCAGUCCCAAGCAGGACUUCAUGCGUUUCGGGCGUCCGGAUAACUUUAUGAGGUUUGGCCGCUCUGCUCCGCCGGAGUUCUCCCGCAAUGGAAAGAUGGACUCGAACUUUAUGCGUUUUGGCAAAAGUAUCAAGCCAACAACUUUAGAACACAACCAAACGAAGCCGGCAAAGCUUAGCGAGAAUAUCCUCAAAAAGGAGCAGCAGGAACAGGCCAAGAGCAACGUGGACAUUGCAUCAGCGGACGACGACCAGGAGCCAUUCUUUGCACAGUAAGGAUGGGGUCUCCUGCCAAAGAUUCCAUCUUGUAAAUAUGUAUUUGACAAACACACUUAUCGAAUUGUCCUCCUCCGCACUCAAACACUCUUUAUUAACGCCUAGAUCUUGAAUUUUUAAUGGGGCUGGAUUAAAAAUUCACCAAGCAUUGACCUAAAUAUACUUAUAAUAUAUGCAUAUUUUUAAUUAGUGUAACCUAAAAGCAUAUUUUUGCCAAAAAAAUUCCA
Drosophila bipectinata is the source of this 1206-nucleotide messenger RNA. RefSeq names its product FMRFamide propeptide (gene FMRFa). NCBI's taxonomy places the organism in Eukaryota, Metazoa, Arthropoda, Insecta, Diptera, Drosophilidae. Gene Ontology annotation, biological process: neuropeptide signaling pathway. The record is from RefSeq and is a predicted model, not a curated record.